AUGGCCGAUACGACUACGGUAGUGGAGGGAAAAGUGAAAUAUAGGGACGGUAGAAAGUGGAAACCACGGUGGUGCGUUUUGAAAAAGCCCUCGCCAGUCGCUGGUAAGUUACUGUUAUUAUUAUUAUAUAAAGAUGUCAAAGAAGCCAUUAAAGAUGGUUGUAAACCAAAAUCCUGUUUUCCUAUUGAACAUUUCUAUGGUCUCCAGUCUGGCUUCACCUACGAGAAAGAAAACAACAUCAUGGCUAUCAUCUGUCAAAAACAAAUUACAUUAUUCUCUUUUGAAAACCGGGAAGACUUGAUCCAGUUUGAAAUCAAGAUCAGAAGAAGUUUAGGAGAAGGUAAUUUCCAUAUAUUUUCAGAACAUCAGUUUCCAGUUAGAGUUCACAAAAUGCCAUCAAAUAGUAAAUUACCACAAGACCUCAUCAGAAUGCAUAUACAGGGCCAGAAAUUCUGUCUAACUUCCAAUGUACCUCCAAAGAUAUUACAAUGUUGGCAGAUCUCAGAUCUGAGAAGAUUUGGUACUGUAGAGGGUAAAUUUCUAUUUGAAGGUGGAUCUCGUUGUAACAAAGGUAAGUACAGUGGUGCCCUGUAA
Molecule: messenger RNA, 594 nt
Organism: Lottia gigantea (owl limpet)
Lineage: Eukaryota; Metazoa; Mollusca; Gastropoda; Lottiidae
Exons: 4
Coding region: 1-594 (197 amino acids)
Biological process (GO): neuromuscular junction development; positive regulation of protein tyrosine kinase activity
Molecular function (GO): protein kinase binding
Source: RefSeq, a predicted model, not a curated record